Xenopus tropicalis (tropical clawed frog) is the source of this 3248-nucleotide messenger RNA. RefSeq names its product potassium inwardly rectifying channel subfamily J member 1 (gene kcnj1). The record is from RefSeq and is a predicted model, not a curated record. Gene Ontology annotation, molecular function: inward rectifier potassium channel activity. Lineage: Eukaryota; Metazoa; Chordata; Amphibia; Anura; Pipidae. The transcript is spliced from 2 exons. Gene Ontology annotation, biological process: potassium ion import across plasma membrane; potassium ion transport; regulation of monoatomic ion transmembrane transport. Gene Ontology annotation, cellular component: membrane; plasma membrane. The coding region runs from base 118 to 1236 and encodes 372 amino acids.
GCCUGCUAGCUCUGUCUAACUCAUUAAGGAAUCCAGUAAGGUAGAAGCCAGAAAAUAAGGACUACCUUUAAUAAUACUUAGGCAUUGGAUAAAAGACAACGCGGCUCACGGGUCAUAAUGUUGUCUUACGUUCGGAAGAAAUUAAACUUGCAUCUGGCAGAGCGCCAACGACGUAGAAGUCGCCUCGUAUCUAAGGAUGGCAGGUGUAAUAUAGAAUUUGGAAAUGUGGAAGAGCAAUCAAGAGUGGCAUUCUUAGCUGAUAUUUGGACCACAAUCUUAGACCUCAAAUGGAGGUACAAAAUGACAGUUUUUAUUUCUGCCUUUUUAGGGAGCUGGUUCCUUUUUGGCCUAUUGUGGUAUGCUGUGGCUUAUUUACACAAAGACCUUCCAGAAUUUAAUCCUUCUGUAAAUCACACACCCUGUGUGGAAAACAUAAAUGGCUUGACCUCCUCUUUUCUAUUCUCUUUGGAAACUCAGGUGACAAUCGGGUAUGGAUUUCGUUGUGUGACUGAGCAAUGUGCCACAGCAAUAUUUUUACUGGUGGUUCAGUCAAUUCUGGGGGUAAUAAUUAACUCAUUUAUGUGUGGAGCUAUUCUUGCUAAGAUUUCAAGACCCAAAAAAAGAGCUAAAACCAUCACCUUUAGCAAAAAUGCAGUAAUAAGCAAGAGAGGAGGAAAACUCUGUCUUCUUAUCAGAGUGGCAAAUCUCAGAAAGAGUCUGCUAAUUGGGAGUCAUAUUUAUGGAAAGCUGUUAAAAACUACUGUGACUCCAGAAGGAGAGACAAUCAUACUAGAUCAAGUCAACAUUGAAUUUACAGUCGACGCAGGAAGUGAGAAUCUGUUUUUUGUUUCCCCACUAACAAUUUAUCACAUUAUUGAUAAAGAUAGUCCUUUUUUUGAGAUGUCUGCCGAGACUUUACUGCAGCAUGACUUUGAACUAGUGGUCUUCCUUGAUGGAACUGUCGAGUCCACAAGUGCUACCUGCCAAGUUCGUACAUCCUUCAUUCCAGAUGAAGUGCUCUGGGGAUACCGUUUUGCACCUCUUGUGUCCAAGACCAAGGAAGGCAAAUAUCGUGUGGAUUUCUCCAACUUCAGCAAGACUUUGGAGGUAGAAACACCCCAUUGUGCCUUUUGUCUUCAAAAUGAGAAAGAUGCCAGGGAAAAAAGCAAAAAAGGAUAUGAUAAUCCAGGAUUUGCCCUGUCAGAACCACCAGAAACCAUUGACACUAAAAUGUAGUAUCACAAGAACUUUAUCCUUAAGAUUUGGCUUAUACUUGUAAUCUCAAAGUCCAUAAGGACUGUGACUGCAAUUUAUUGAUUCUCCAUGAGAAAAUUAAUGUUACAUGUAGCACACUUACUUAGAAAUGCCAUUCUAAAAGGGGUGUACAUAUAAAUAUUAUAUUUUUACUUUAACAGAUGUUUGUUGUAGGUAUGAAAAGAUUAGAACAAAAACAUACUUACUGUAGUUCUUAUGAAAUAAGAUCACAAAAGAUCAUAUACACAUGUAAAUGAGGUAAUUACAUUCCCUUACUUCAAUUGUUAUUUUAUACACUUAUUAACACCAGCUGUUAAGAAUAUAAAUGGGUUAUUAACCUCUCUCUGUAACAGGUUAGCCUUAUACAAUAUACCAGCCUCUCUAAUAAGAUUUUACCACCAUUCCUCAAUGACUUCUUUUCUAGCUGUCACACUACAACAUGGUCCUGUUCUCUUUUUUUAUACAUGCCAGUGCUAUAUGGCUGUACCAUGUAACGUAGUAAUAUAGUAGAUGAAAAAAAAAAUGACACCGUUGAUCCAAAGGAAGACAAAAAACCCCAUCUGAAGCGCUGCAAUUGUCUCAUAAGGGGAAAAAAAUUGCUUCUUGACUCCAAGUGGACUCGGAGCAGUCCCUGGAUCAACUUGUACUAAGAGUAAAUUUCAGUAAUUUGUCACUUUUGUAAGAUAUCCUUAAAAAGGACUUGACAGCUCUCUCUAUAAAAAAAAUGUUUCUGCAUUUUAAGAUGAAAACUACAUUCUUCUAAUCUAAAUGUAUGCUCUCAUAUCCAUUCCCACUGGAAGGAUCUACUAAUGAAUAAAGCAGCAGAGAGUUUAUUGUAAGGUCCCCUUAAGCUUAUACACCUUGCAUAUCUUUUAUUAGCUUAGUCACUGUACCAUUAAUAUCCUCUUUAGUGAUGAGCAAAUUUUUUCGCUAGGCAUGGUGAAUUGGCGAAUUGUUUUUGGGCGUGCUCAUGUCAAAAUAGCUCAGGCGACAAAAAAAUAGACGUGGGCAACAAAAAAAAGUUGUGCGACAAAUGCGUUUCGCAAAUUUUUCACCGUUUCGCAAAUUUUCUUGCUGUUUCGCGAGUUUUAUGGCAAAGCAAAACAGGACAGAUUUGCUCAUCACUAAUCCUCUUUAAGGACUGAAGACCAAAAUUGCAGUUUAUGCACAUCAUUUUGAUUGAUAAAAUUCCAUCACAGCUUUCCACAUUUAGCAGCGCUAAAAGAGCACAGAUGGAUUACUAAGUAUUUUGCGCAGCACAAUGGCAGUUAAAACACGUAUUACAUUUUACAGUGGAGGGAUAUUUUAACCUUAGAAAGGCUGCAGAAUAGAAAGAUCAGUUUAACCUGGCAUUCCACAUAUGCAUGCUAAAACAUAUUAGAAUAGGGAAUACACGAGAUAUUAAAACGUAUGAGGUUAUUAGAACUCCCCAUGGAACGCAGCAUUACAUUUUAAUACAUUCACUGAGCCAUGUCCUUGUGAACUUAUAUCAAGCUUUGAAAUAACAAUGCUAACCUAAUUUAUUGUACCAAUAUCUAUAGAUUUUAUAUAUAUAAUAAAUUUGUAGCAAGUUCAAAUAUAUGCAAUACAAUAAUCUGUAUAAUAAAAUGGAUCUAUAUCAUUAUGAGCAUAUUGUAGACUAUUCAUCUACCCAUUUCUUAAAGUUUAUUUAUUUAUUACCCGUUUUUACAUUUUUGGAGUAUUAUUAGCUCUAAACAUAAAUCAAGGUUAAAAUUGGUUUUCUAGUGAGUGCAGCAUUAGAGGAGAAACACUCACUGUAAUUAUUUUGAGGUAGUUAUAGUCACAUAUUUUAAGGAGGGGAGAGGAGGUUUUUAAACUAUAGCUGACUGUAAUCUGUAAUUUAUGGAGUGAUAAAAAUCAGAGUGUUAAAAUCAGACUUUGGCAUGUUUCUAUUUGCUUCCUUAACAUGUAUCUGCAUACAAAUGUAUCUGUAUCAUGUGAAAAAUAAACCAGCCUGAGCUUGUGUGAAAAAA